Anopheles nili is the source of this 1088-nucleotide messenger RNA. RefSeq names its product lipopolysaccharide-induced tumor necrosis factor-alpha factor homolog. The record is from RefSeq and is a predicted model, not a curated record. Gene Ontology annotation, molecular function: zinc ion binding. The coding region runs from base 134 to 388 and encodes 84 amino acids. NCBI's taxonomy places the organism in Eukaryota, Metazoa, Arthropoda, Insecta, Diptera, Culicidae. The transcript has 2 exons.
GUCAGUUUGGUGUGCCGUUCCGUGAGUGCAAGUUGAUAACUUGAGCAGGUGUGACAGUAGAGCAAUUGAACGGUGUUUAAUUUUUUAAGCAAACCAGAACCUAGUCGGAUCGAAAAAAAAGCUCACCAGCAGCAUGGAGACCACGGUGAUCGUAACGAGCCCCCAGGUUGGUCCGGAUCCGACCACCAUCAUCUGCCCGUCCUGCCGGUCGACGGUGGUAACGAGACUCGAGUACGAAACCACCACCAAGACGCACCUGUGCGCCGGUUUGCUGUGUUUGUUCCUGUGCUGGCCCUGUGCCUUUGUUCCCUACUGCUCGACGGCUUGCCGGGACGCCAACCAUUAUUGUCCUAGCUGUGGGUCCUUCAUCGGCACCUACCGAAAGUAAACCCUCAGGACCCACCGGAGCGUCUAGGUCGAGGUUUAUCCCCAGCGUACGUUAUCGGCGCCAGGUUUUGAGCGCAUUUUUUGGAGCAAAUUGACCUCGUUGCGAAAGAAGGAAAUUUUCGGCUACCAUUCAGCGAUACCAAAUCAACAUACCGACACGUUUUGUUAGAUAAGAUUGUGUACAGGUGGAUAUAAUGUGUGCUAGAUGUAAGCAAGGGCCUUUUCCGGUGGCGAUAGCAAAAUAGCAUUGCCUCAUUUGCUGACGCUCAUUGAACAAAUAACGUAAACGCACUCGAUUGUACCGUAAGUAUGUAGAAUUGUAUGCAUUCAAGGAUCAAAUAAAAAGCUAUUGUAUGUGUAAGUAAGCAAUAGAACAAGCAUUUCUCAUUGGGUUAAUAAUGUAGCAUUAGCAUUCAUGUUUGGAAGAUCAAAAGAAAAUAAAAGCACCAUGAAAUAAUAGAAAUUGUGGUGUGAAUGCCAUAAUUGGUUAACUAUUAUCGCUUCUUAGAGAUGACCAAUUUGUUUCAACAAUGUACUGAGACGCGAUGCGUUGAAAUCCUGACCUGUGCGUUUAUGGAAUGUAGUAAAGAUGUCUAACGCUAUAUUGAUGAUUAAUCAUGGGUACCUUAACUCCCACGCGGGAUAUUGUAUAGUGUGACGUUUGUGAUUUAAAUAAAUCAUGAAUCCUCCUACCACUCGUU